AUGCCGAAUCGGAUACUGGUCAUCGGGCUGCUCGCCGGCUUCUUGCCAGCGGCCCUCGGCUGUAUGGCCGGCUACGAGGACGAGCGUGAUCGUCUACGGGAACAUCUCGGAAUCGAGUGGCUGCCGCACGGGUUGGAUAAAACUGCAGUCAGCGACAAGACAAUCCGCCGGUCGACAGAUUUGAAUUGUGACUUUAGCAGCCCGAAGGAGUGCCGGUGGAAAAAUAUGGAGGCGAGGCACGAGAUGGAUUCGCUGGAUUUUCAUCUUUUUGAAAAGGUGGACUGGACGGAAUUCCCGGCUCUCCAAGUCAGGCCGGGCCCCAGCAAAGUCGCCCAGGGCGAUAAGAUGAUCUUCACUGGCGACAGGAAAAGAGAAGAACAAUCUGCCAUUUACUACAGCUCACCCAUCGGCUGCCAGAAUGCCACCGGGAAUUUGACGUUCACCUUCUGGGUGUACAAUGAUGCCCGGGUGGAGGUGCUGCUCCUCGAGGAUCGGCCGGGCGGCAAGCUGAAGGAGCUGGCCGAGAAGCCGUAUGUUGAUUGCGGGACAAUCAGUCUGAACACCGAGUGCCAUGCCGACAUCCCAGCUCGGCAGACGCCCUUCCGGUUGGCCAUCCGGGCGUAUGAUAUUGCCAAUAAGGAAGGCUCCUUCGUGAUGGUCGACCAAAUCAUGUACUCGGCACCGUUGUGUAAUGUUGGAGUUGAUCUCGGCGACAACUUCUUGACAAAACCGCUGAUCACGGCAGCUAUGGGCAAGGACAUCUCCCUGGCGAGCCAGCUCGACUGCGCCGAUUUCGACGAGAAAUGCCGGUGGAGGAGUGGCGGCCAGUCGGAUAAGAUGUGGCGUCGAUCCACUUCGCCUCUACCUCGAGAAUUCCUUUACAAUACUACUGGAAGUUAUAUGGGCCCAUCGGGAGCCUAUGCUGUGCUUUACAUCGAUCAGGGCUCCAAGAGGCCCCUCGACGUCCUAAAAGCCGACCCAAUCCCGUGCCAAAGCCAGACCGAGAACAAGCUAUCAUUCAGAUGGUGGGCAACCCGGGACGUCCGUCUCGAGAUUCAAAUCCGUGUGGCGAGCUUCAGUCCAGAUUUCGACAGCGUCGUCAUCAUUGACGAUUUGACGUACAGGGCGACGCUAUGUACGGACCCGCUGUCUGUUGAACUUGUUCCUGACGUCUGGCAGGUGGGCCAUGGUCCGCUUAAUGAGGAGAAGCUGUACUCGUUGAGUGGCCAGACUCGGACUCCAGACGGCGAGUUCGCGGUGGCCAAGUUCGAGACGGGCGGCUCGUCGCUGUUGCUCUCGGAGGUGAUCCGCUGCGUGCUGGACGACGUCUCGAUCUCGUUCAACAUGUGGGCCACGGGGACGGCGUCGUUGCAGGUGUGUCUGGUGGAAGAAUCGUCGCCAUCGCUGCUCGAUUGCCAGCCGGCCGCCUCGGGACCGGGUUCCGUCUGCCCGGCCUUCGCACGCCAGUUCGCCUCCAAACAUUUCAGCCCGUCCGUCGAGCACCCAGACCCGAACGUGUGCCGCCUGUUGUCCUGCGACUUCUCCCAUGGCCACGCCUGCCUCUAUACGCACAAUACCGUACCCGGAUCCGCACCGUUCAGGGUAACCAAUGCCGGUGCUCGAGCCACGAUCUCAAAAGGGCGCCCGGUAGCCGUCCUCGAAUCGGUCCCAUUCCGCCUGAAUACCAUCGGACGGUUGCACUUCACGUAUGCCACUACGGGCGAUGCUUCGCUGUAUGUGUGCAAUGACAGUGUGAAAAAGGAGCUGGAGAGUUGCUUCAAGGUAGAAGGCUCGGAUGGCGAAGAUUACAUCGAACUGCUGCCGAGUGAUACAAAGGUGUACCUAAUCGGCCGCCUCUCCGAGCAUUCACUCGAUUUGGGCUCGUUGCGGAUCAUGAACUUGACGCUGACCGAUACCAUCGACGAGCCGGCAUGC
Molecule: messenger RNA, 1935 nt
Organism: Mesorhabditis spiculigera
Lineage: Eukaryota; Metazoa; Nematoda; Chromadorea; Rhabditida; Rhabditidae
Source: the annotation of a GenBank genome assembly